AUGUCGUCAACUCUCAUAAACCGUUCCUUGGCAACUAUCCGUACAGAGCUUGCCUUUUUGGUUGAUUCCGGGGUCAUUACGCGGCAGCAGUCAGAGCAGAUUGAAUCUAAUCUUCCAAACCCUAACGAAGCCCUCCGUGGCGCUCCCGCAAAUAACGCAGGGCCUGUGGAGUAUGUGGAGGCACUUUAUGCGUUUCAGGCGCAACAGCCUGGUGACCUAGACUUCAAAGUCGGCGAGAAGAUCGAGGUGCUAGAGAAGCCCUCUCCAGAGUGGUACAAGGGCAGAUGCAACGGUAAGGUGGGCAUGUUCCCCUCAAACUACGUGAAGCCAGCCUUUAGUGGGGGUAGUCUAAUGAAGGAAGCGUCGCCGCCUCGCUAUCCCGCGCAGGCCUCUGCCCCACAAGUGCAGUCUCCUACUCCGCAGUCUCCUCCUCCCCCUGCGGGCUUCUCGCAGUCUCCCUUCCCACCUGGAGCUAACGGCUACUAUAAACAGUCUGUGGCACCUUAUCAGCCACCGCCUGCGCCUUAUCAGCCCCCUGCGCAAUAUCAAACUUCCCCUGCGCAGUACGCGCCUCCUGCGCAGUUCCAGGCGGCGCCAGUUCCUUACCAGGCGCCUCCGCAGGCCGUGGCACAGCCUGCCCCUGCCACUGCUGAGCAGGGAGCUGACAGUGGUAUGAGCGGCGCUGCUAAGAAGUUUGGUAGCAAAUUAGGAAAUGCAGCUAUCUUUGGUGCAGGCGCUACACUAGGUUCUGACUUGGUGCAUUCUAUCUUUUGA
Molecule: messenger RNA, 774 nt
Organism: Eremothecium gossypii ATCC 10895
Lineage: Eukaryota; Fungi; Ascomycota; Saccharomycetes; Saccharomycetales; Saccharomycetaceae
Gene: LSB1
Product: Lsb1p
Exons: 1
Coding region: 1-774 (257 amino acids)
Biological process (GO): protein transport to vacuole involved in ubiquitin-dependent protein catabolic process via the multivesicular body sorting pathway
Cellular component (GO): ESCRT-0 complex
Molecular function (GO): protein binding
Source: RefSeq, marked provisional